This is a messenger RNA of Diospyros lotus (date-plum), 1476 nucleotides long. RefSeq lists its product as uncharacterized. The coding region runs from base 1 to 1476 and encodes 491 amino acids. The transcript is spliced from 6 exons. The record is from RefSeq and is a predicted model, not a curated record. NCBI's taxonomy places the organism in Eukaryota, Viridiplantae, Streptophyta, Magnoliopsida, Ericales, Ebenaceae.
AUGCCCCUGAAGCAGAAUGGGGUUAAGCACCUCAUUGAUCAGCACCAUGUUAGUGUUAUGGCUAUUUUAAAGAGUAAGCUUAAUCCAUCCAAGCUGCUUAAGGUUAUGAGCCGUAAAUUCCCAGGUUGGGAAGAGGUCAAUAAUUUUCAUGUCCACUCUGCUGGGUGUAUCGUGGUACUUUGGGACCCAUCAAAGAUCACCUUGGAGCCAUUGGGGAUCUCUCCCCAAGUUAUUCACAGCCGCAUAUGUUGUAAGAUUUUAGGUUGCUCUUUCCAUGCUAGUUUUGUGUAUGCUUUCAAUUUUGUGUUAGGCAUGCGCCCCUUUUGGCAGAAUCUCAUGGACUUUGGUAAUAGUUGUUCCGGCCCAUGGACGGUCAUGGGGGACUUUAAUUGUGUGCUCCAUGCUGAGGAGAAGAUCAAUGGGGCGGAUAUCACCCCAUAUGAGACCAAAGGCCUCUCGGAUUGCUGCAUGUCUAUGGGGCUCUCGAAUUUGGCUUCUAUAGCGUUAUUCCAGAAAAAGCCUUUUCGAUUCUUUAAUAUGUGGGCAGAUCAUAGGGACUUUCUCAGUAUUGUAAGCUUUGUUUUCCAUCAGCAUGUUUCUGACACUAAGCAAUUCAGCCUUUGCAAAAAGCUUAAGCAUCUCAAGGGUCCCCUCAGGAGCUUCAAUUCUAAGAACUUCAGCCAUAUCUCUUCCCAAGUGGCUAAUGUUGAUAAAGAGCUAGAAGAGGCCCAGCUUUCCCUUAAUGCUCAUCCGUGCACCAAGUUUUUCCAUGCAAUUGUUAAGCGCAAUUCCAAGCGAAAUUUUAUUGCUGCCAUUUCUCGAGCUGAUGGGUCACUUACUACUUCCUUGGAUGAGGUGGCUGGUGAAUUUAUUCGAUUUUAUGAAGGCUUGCUGGGCUCCUCCAAGCCUUGCAAGGCCAUCGACCCUCAGAAUGCUUCUCGUGAGGAGAUUAAGGCUGCUCUGUUUAGUAUCGGUGAUGAGAAGGCUCCGGGGCCUGAUGGUUUUACUUCCUGUUUCUUCAAGAAAGCUUGGCCUAUUGUUGGCGAGCAAUUCACGGAGGCUAUCCAUGAAUUCUUCUCCUCGGGGUCUCUCCUCAAGCAGAUUAACUAUUCAGCCAUCGUUCUUGUUCCAAAAUCCAAGCAUGCCAGUUCAGGCCCAUUGCAUGUUGUUCCGUGGCUUACAAGGGGAGAUGAUGUCUCAGUCAGGAUCCUUAUGGACUACCUUCGCAACAUUGAAGCUUGCUCGGGACUGUCUGCUAAUGGUCUCAAGUCUAUUUUCCCUGUCGGUAUCAAUGAUAAUGAUUUGAAUGAUAUUCUUACUGCCACCAGCUUCUCUAAAGGUGAGCUUCCCUUUCAGCAUUUGGGCAUUCCCCUCGUUGCGGAGAAGCUUAAGGCAGAUUUGAGCUCAUUAGAGCUAUUCUUCAGGGAGUUGAAUGCUUCUGGCUUUCUAUCUUGCUUGCGCCUGCUGCUGUUUUAG